AUGGCUGAUGGUGAUUUUGAAGUCGAUGUUGAUGAUAACGAUACAUUAUCAGUGAUGCCACUAGGCGCUGGGCAAGAAGUUGGGCGUUCCUGCAUCUUGCUUCAAUUCAAAGGGAAGAAAGUGUUGCUUGACUGUGGGAUCCAUCCUGGUCAAACAGACAAAGCAAGCCUGCCAUACCUUGAUAACAUUCCAGAUAUCACAACUAUUGAUCUUAUCCUCAUAAGCCAUUAUCAUUUAGAUCAUUGUGGAGCCCUUCCUUAUCUCUUAUUAAAGACUAAAAUUAAGGCAAAAUGCUAUAUGACAUAUCCAACAAGAGCCAUCUAUCGCUAUUUACUAGCAGAUUUUGUGAAAGUCAGCAACUCAGGCAUUGCAGAUAACGUACUCUAUACUGACAACGAUAUCGUGAAAAGUUUGGAGAAAAUAGACCCAUUUGACUUUCAUCAAGUGCUUGAAGUAAAUGGAAUCAAGUUCUCCGCUUAUCAUGCCGGUCAUGUUCUUGGUGCGGCAAUGUUCUUGAUUGAAAUCGCUGGUGUGAAAAUUCUAUACACAGGCGAUUUUAGUCGUGAAGAGGAUAGACAUUUAGUCUGCGCUGAAGUUCCUCCCUGUAGACCAGAUGUUCUAAUCACUGAAUCCACUUACGGCAUUCACAUCCAUGAUAAGCGAGAAGAUCGCGAAACCCGUUUUACUGGUCUCGUACACGAUAUCGUAUCUCGUGGAGGUCGAUGUCUUAUUCCAGCCUUCGCCCUUGGCCGUGCUCAAGAACUGAUGCUCAUUUUGGAUGAGUACUGGUCGCUUCACCCCGAGUUGCAAAAUAUUCCAAUCUACUAUGCUAGUCAGUUGGCUUGCAAGUGUAUGGCUGUGUAUCAAACCUUCACUUCGGCUAUGAAUGAGAAGAUUAGAAAUCAGUUAGCCAAUAAUAAUCCCUUCUGCUUUCGAUACAUCUCCAAUCUACAGUCUCGAAACCAUCUUGAUGACUCCGGUCCCUGCGUUGUGUUAGCCAGUCCUGGUAUGAUGCAGAAUGGUCUGAGUCGAGAGCUCUUUGAGAAUUGGUGCACUGAUAGGCGUAACGGAGUUAUAAUUGCUGGCUAUUGUGUAGAAGGCACUCUGGCUAAGCACGUUCUUUCAGCACCGUCAGAGAUUAGUACGAUGACGGGUCAGAAGUUGCCGCUCAAAUGCACUGUCCAAUACAUCAGUUUCUCGGCCCACACGGAUUAUCAACAAACUAGUGCCUUUAUCCGAGAGCUCAAACCUUAUCAUGUGGUGCUUGUUCACGGUGAACAAAAUGAGAUGAUGCGAUUGGCUGGAGCUCUAAGGCGUGAAUAUGAAGACGACGACACCUACCAGAUAGACGUUUAUACACCAGCCAAUAUCACCAGUGUUAAUCUUCGCUUCAAAGGUGAAAAGGUUGCCAAGGUCCUUGGAAGCCUAGCGAAAGCAAGAGUCGGUGCAGAGAGUGAUGUAAAUGGUAAGAAGUCUAAUAAACUCUCCGGAGUCCUUGUGAAAAAGAACUUCAAUUACUACAUUAUGGCGCCCACUGAACUGCCCGUCUAUACGGAAUUGGCCACAACUGAAUUAACUCAAAUUCUCAAUGUGCACUUCGCUGGUUCUGCUAGUCAACUUCACUACAACCUCCUCCUCUUGACUAAUGAUUUGAAAGUUGUGGAGCAAUCAGUGGAAUAUUCAACUUUCCUCGCUUUCGGGGAGGUUGAAGUGACCUGGCAGGCAAAUGUGGUCCGUGUUAAAUGGAUCUCCAAUCCUGUUAAUGAUAUGUACGCAGAUUCUGUCCUGUGUGUGGCAAUGCAACCUUCUACAUACGAAGGUAGAAUUGAGGAGUUCAAUCCAGCCAAAUUUCGUGGCGCUCUCAGUAUAAUGCUUACAGACUCCUUUGGACCCAGCUGUCUGGAUUCCUUAAAUGGUGUUAUUGAUCCUCAAGCUGAGAGCGUUGUAAUGACGGUGGAUGAAAAAACUGUGGAGAUUGAUCUUAACAAUUUGACAGCGAAAUGUGAAGAGAGUCAGCUAUUGGAGCAUACGGUUGAAUCGAUGGUUCGGAGGCUUUAUAACUGCCUGUCUUAA
Molecule: messenger RNA, 2073 nt
Organism: Rodentolepis nana
Lineage: Eukaryota; Metazoa; Platyhelminthes; Cestoda; Cyclophyllidea; Hymenolepididae
Source: the annotation of a GenBank genome assembly